AUGGUUGCGGGACAGAUUCGCUACUCGAUUCCCGAGGAGCUUGAGCGUGGGGCCUUUGUUGGGAAUGUUGCUGAAGAUUUAAGACUAAAUAUAGGGGAAUUAUCAACCCGAAGGUGUCGUCUUGUCUCCGAUGACAGAAUGCAAUUAAUUGAGGUUAAUCGGGAAAAUGGCAAUUUAUUUGUUAAUGGGAGAAUCGACAGGGAACAGCUCUGCAGACACAGCUUCUCUUGCUCUCUUUCGUUCCAAAUAGCGCUUGAUGAUCCUCAGGAAAUGCAUCGCGUUCAGCUGGAGAUAAAUGAUGUAAAUGACAAUUCACCUACUUUUGCAAAAGGCGAAUAUGCUUUCCGGAUUAUAGAGGUAAUUGCGCCCGGGGCACGUUUUCCUCUCGAGAGUGCACACGACCCAGACGUGGGCACAAAUAGAAUCAACACAUACCAGAUCAGUCCAAAUGAGCACUUCGUUCUCAAAAUGCAAACAAGUCGAGAUGGGAGUAAAGUUGCUGAGCUGAUAUUAGAGAAACAGUUAGACCGUGAGCAACAGUCAGUGAUUCACCUCGUACUGACAGCGAUUGAUGGAGGUACUCCUCAAAGAUCUGGCACAGCUCGGAUCACGGUCACUGUUAUGGACUCAAAUGAUAACGCGCCUGUAUUUGAUCACGAGGUAUACAAGGUCAAUGUACCCGAAAAUGCACCCAAGGGAAUGUUAGUGACGAAGGUACAUGCCCAUGACAUAGAUGAUGGCACCAAUGCCCAGCUGACAUAUUCCUUUACUCGCCACACUUCACAAACGGCUCGAGAGUUGUUUAAAUUGGAACCGGAAACAGGAGAGAUCAGAGUUGAAGGUGUUCUGGACUUCGAAGAAUCAGAUGCAUAUGAACUUUAUGUAGAAGCUGUGGAUAAAGGUACAUAUCCAAUGAUCGGACAUGCCAAAGUUAUGGUGGAGCUAAUUGAUAUGAAUGAUAACAGCCCUGAGAUUGAGAUUACGUCAAUAUCCAGGACCGUCCCUGAAGAUGCACCGAUUGGGACAGUGAUAGCUGGAAUUAGCGUAAGAGAUGCCGACUCGGACGGAAAUGAACAAAUUCAGUGUGAGGUUGAUGGGAGUAUACUAUUUAAGCUACAAAAGACUUCAAGAGAUAAUUAUAAAUUAGUAACAAACGGUCCUUUGGAUCGGGAAUUUAUUGCACUGUACAACAUAACCAUUUCCGCCCGGGACAGAGGUUCUUCUCCUCUUGUGACAAAUAGAAAUAUUUUGGUUUCAAUUUCUGAUGUAAAUGACAAUGCGCCAAAGUUUACACAUUCCUCAUACAACGUGUUUGUGUCAGAGAACAAUGUCCCUGGUGUUUCCAUAUUUGCGGUUACAGCUUUGGAUCCAGAUAUUGAUCAGAAUGGCAAAGUGUCUUAUUCGCUGCUGGAAUAUCGGACAAAAGAUGUUCCACUGCAUCAUUUUAUUAUGAUUAAUUCAAAGAGUGGCAAUAUACAUGCAUUACGUUCUUUUGAUUACGAACAGCUGAAGAAUUUCCAGAUCAUUGUUCAAGGUCAGGAUGCUGGAUCCCCUUCCCUGAGCAGUACUGCCACCGUUAAUGUAAUAAUUCUGGACCAAAACGACAAUGCUCCGAUCAUUAUUUCACCAUUAGCAUGGAACAGAUCAUCAGCCUUGGAGAUUUCCCAUCACUCUUUAUAUCCAGGGUAUCUGGUUGCUAAAGUAAUCGCAACUGACGCCGAUUCUGGCCAGAACAUGCGGCUUUCCUAUCAGCUGUUGCAGUCCACUGAUCCUGGUCUGUUUACUGUGGGGCUUCUCUCCGGAGAAAUCAGAGCAACCCGAAGCUUUAAGGAUCAGGACAGUAGGGCACAAAAUGUUGUCGUCAUGGUAAAGGACCAUGGACAGCCGAGUCUCUCCAGCACGACUACCAUCUUCUUUUCUAUCGUGACGAACGUCACUGAUUUAGGUAGAAAUUGGCCAAGCCCAUAUUGGCUUGAUGAUGCAUCAGUUUCAGUUCAUCGGUAUUUAGUUGGUCAACCACUUUUUCAUCACAGUGGAUUCAAAGGAUCCUUGGCGAAGUUGUCAUGUGUCAUUUUGAGGGAGUCGGCUCCGCUCUGUGACUUUACUUCAAACCGCAACUGCCAAUCGGCAUUUUACGGCAAAACCGACUACGAUUCAGACUACAAUGUUUUCUGA
Messenger RNA from Pristis pectinata (smalltooth sawfish), 2175 nucleotides. RefSeq names its product protocadherin gamma-A6-like. Gene Ontology annotation, cellular component: plasma membrane. Gene Ontology annotation, molecular function: calcium ion binding. Lineage: Eukaryota; Metazoa; Chordata; Chondrichthyes; Rhinopristiformes; Pristidae. Gene Ontology annotation, biological process: homophilic cell-cell adhesion. Bases 1 to 2175 code for a protein of 724 amino acids. The record is from RefSeq and is a predicted model, not a curated record. The transcript is spliced from 2 exons.